UUGCGCAUGCGUACGCACCAAAUCACGUGACCACCAAGCCAAAUUAUGUCCGCUGCAAAUCGCAAAAGGAAGCAGAAUGCCAAGGCUAACAACUCUAAAGUCGACAAGUUGGCUGAUAUCGAAAAUGGCGAAAGAAAUGAGAAGUCGAUUUGUGAUGACGAAACAGAUAUUACUGAACGAGUAAUCGACGGGCAUCCGGAUUACUGGAGACUCAAAUAUGAAAAACUGCUGGAACAGAGAACAACGGAAGCCGAGCAAAAGCUAGUUGAUAUCACCAAGAAGGCAGCAGACCAGUUAACAUCUUCGGAUGCACGUGUGAAAACUCUGGAGUCUCAGGUGACUGAUCUGGAAACGAGACUGUCUACAACGACUAGCAACCAUGUACAAGAAACAGGCAAACAGAUGGAGUCAAAACAUUGUCAGACAAUGGAAGAACCCACUAACAAAGACGAGAAAAAGGUGUCUGAAAUACAGAUGGUUAAUGGGUUCUACAACUUGUUGACUGGAAUCACCAUCCAACCAACAAAGACAAGUGACACAGUGGACACAUUCUGCUGCUCAUUCACUAAUGGACCACCUGGACAUGCUUUCAUGUUGCACUACAACAAGAUCCAACAAGAAGUCGAGUUCAAUCCGAGUGUAUCAGAUGAGACGAUGAGUCUACGUAAACGAGCACGAAGUAUUGGAAGAAAAGUGCUCCCUCUGCCAGAAUUCCUGUCUGAAGACAUCUAUUUUGACGUGAACUCAGCACCUAGAUUUCUUUACAGAGUUUUGCGUAGUGUACACGAGCAACAGAAAUCCAGCAGUGAAUGACGAAUUAAUCUACUGGUAGCAUUAAUUAACAGUCUCCUAUCUGAUAUAAUCUCAACAACACACA
Molecule: messenger RNA, 877 nt
Organism: Corticium candelabrum
Lineage: Eukaryota; Metazoa; Porifera; Homoscleromorpha; Homosclerophorida; Plakinidae
Exons: 5
Coding region: 46-813 (255 amino acids)
Cellular component (GO): monopolin complex
Molecular function (GO): protein binding
Source: RefSeq, a predicted model, not a curated record